Messenger RNA from Oryza brachyantha (malo sina), 1052 nucleotides. RefSeq lists its product as uncharacterized. Gene Ontology annotation, molecular function: ubiquitin-protein transferase activity; zinc ion binding. Gene Ontology annotation, biological process: protein ubiquitination. Lineage: Eukaryota; Viridiplantae; Streptophyta; Magnoliopsida; Poales; Poaceae. The transcript has 6 exons. Gene Ontology annotation, cellular component: membrane. The coding region runs from base 1 to 846 and encodes 281 amino acids. The record is from RefSeq and is a predicted model, not a curated record.
AUGGCAGACCAUUUUACAGUCAUGGCUGGCCGGUUGCUUACGGAAUCGACUGUUCAGUCCGCCAUUGAUGAGGCCUCUGCUACUAUCCCUUCUUCAGUGAUUGCUUGUGACAAUGAUGUUCAAGAUGGAAGGGAGAAGAGUGGUGUCCUGGUAGAAUGCAGAAUAUGCCAAGAAGAGGAUGAUCAGACCUACAUGGAGACUCCCUGCUCCUGCAGGGGUAGUUUGAAGUAUGCUCAUCGCAAAUGCAUUCAGAGGUGGUGUGAUGAGAAGGGAGAUACCAUAUGUGAGAUAUGCUUGAAGCAAUAUACACCAAACUACACUGCCCCUUCAAAGUUGUUUCGACAUGAAAGAAACUCAAUUUUCUUCAGGUGCUUUAAAACGCUUGACCUGCCAUUACAAAAAAGUAGCAUUCUUCUGGUUAGACAUGGAUCAUCUCAAGCUCACAUAUCAUUCUGCAGAACUCCCGGUUACAUUCAAGCACAGGUCAUGCAGAACACAGAUCGAAAUGCUGCUGCCUCAACAAGCUAUGAUCCUCAACUUCCCAAUCCAAAAGGUGUAAUCUAUUGUCGCAUAGUUGCUCUAACUCUUAUGGUUCUCUUGGUGCUCCACGACGCAAUCUCGGUUUUCCUCGGUGACCACGAUGCUUACACCGUCGCAAUGAUCACUCUGCUGAUGCUUAGAACGGCUGGAAUCGUCAUACCUGUCUACAUCCUCUUGGUCUCUGUAACUGAACUGCUUCAUCGACGCAGCCAACGGCAGAUUUCAGAGGAGGUUGCUGCAGCGGACAUCAUCGUUCAGCAGGUGCCUCAGUCACCGAGGCGGCAGCAUGUCAUCAACAUCCAAUAAGUUCAGAGAUGGAGUGUGUGUGUGUCAGGUGUGUAUACAUACAAGGCAUAACACUUGAUGAGGUUUUGGGCAAUGGAGGUGCAUAUCAUACAAUUGCAAGGUAUGAAGACGUGUGAGGAUAUUGGUGUGAAGCUUGACGAUUGACAGCGCGAGCAGUAGGUUGCUCUUUGUAAAUAUAGGAGAGUUGCAUGCACAAACAGCCAGUC